This is a messenger RNA of Camelina sativa (false flax), 594 nucleotides long. The record is from RefSeq and is a predicted model, not a curated record. NCBI's taxonomy places the organism in Eukaryota, Viridiplantae, Streptophyta, Magnoliopsida, Brassicales, Brassicaceae.
UAUGACNCAUGUAGAAAGAAAGGUGGACAUUGUCCUCAAGGUGCAAGGUCCAUAUCGUUUAGCUGGUGCAGUAAUGUUCUACUAAGUGGUCUAACGUCGUUCAAUAGCCAAAAUAUGCACGUCACGGUUCAUCAUUCCUCUAAUGUUCGGAUUCAAAACAUAAGAAUAAGAGCUCCAAGUGGAAGCCCUAACACCGACGGUAUUCACAUCCAAUCUUCUUCUGGAGUCACUAUUACUGGCGGAACCAUUGCGACCGGUGAUGACUGCAUUGCUCUUAGUCAAGGAUCUAGGAACAUUUGGAUCGAACGGGUGAACUGUGGACCUGGACAUGGAAUCAGCAUUGGGAGUCUUGGGGAUUACGCUAAUGAGGAAGGUGUGCAGAAUGUAACCGUAACGAGCUCUGUUUUCACCAAGACGCAGAACGGAGUAAGAAUAAAGACUUGGGCUAGGCCGAGCAGAGGGUUUGUGAGGAAUGUUGUAUUUCGGAAUUUGAUAAUGAGGAAUGUUGGUAAUCCGGUGAUUAUCGAUCAGAACUAUUGUCCUAAUGGAAGAGGAUGUCCUCGUCAGGUGAAUAAUCUAGUCGAUUUAGCUUAA